Messenger RNA from Neltuma alba, 4578 nucleotides. RefSeq names its product disease resistance protein TAO1. The transcript is spliced from 5 exons. Gene Ontology annotation, biological process: signal transduction; defense response. The coding region runs from base 166 to 4332 and encodes 1388 amino acids. Gene Ontology annotation, molecular function: protein binding; ADP binding. The record is from RefSeq and is a predicted model, not a curated record. NCBI's taxonomy places the organism in Eukaryota, Viridiplantae, Streptophyta, Magnoliopsida, Fabales, Fabaceae.
UUCGAAAUUGCCCCCUCUUCGACGAUAAACAUUCAGAAUCCGAUUCCGUCCGGAACUUGCCCCAAUUCCGCCGGAAAGUAUCUGUAUUAUCUUCGUGAAGUCACAGUCCAUACAGUUCUGGAAGUGCUCUCCACCACAAAAGCAAUACAGACUCGUCACACAGAAAUGUCACCGGAAGGCCACGUCAUGUCGUCGACUCCGGGAGACUUCAGGCUCCCUUGGGACGUCUUCCUGAGCUUCAGAGGUGCGGAUACUCGUGAUUGCCUCGCAAAACCCCUCCACAAGGCGCUCCAAUCUCGCGGCGUUCGAGUUUUCCUGGACGAUGUUGGGUUGGAUCGCGGGGACCAGAUAGCUCCGAGUCUGCUCGAAGCCAUCGAUGACUCGGCCUCUUCGAUCAUCAUCAUCUCUCCUGACUACGCCUCUUCUCAUUGGUGUCUGGAGGAGCUUGCCAAGAUUUGCGACUGCGAAAGACUGAUUCUGCCGGUGUUCUACUACGUAGGCCCCACUGAUGUCCUCGAACAAACAGGUCCAUUUGAAGAUUCUUUCAAAAUUCAUGAAGCCAAGAGGAGCGAAGAUGAGGUAAUCAGGUGGAGGAAAGCUAUGAAGAAAGUAGGUGGACUUGCUGGUUGGGUUUUCCAGAAUCCCAGCCAAGAAGACCAUCUAAUUGGACUUUUAGUACAAAGGAUUCUGAAAGAACUAAUUAAUACUCCGGUUGGUGUGGCUGAGUUUACCGUUGGACUCGAUGCUCGCAUUGAAGAACUGUUGGAAUUGUUAGACAUGAGAUCCAACGGGAUGAGGGUAUUGGGAUUGCAUGGGAUGGGUGGGAUUGGUAAGACUACCCUAGCGAAGGCGUUUUUUAACAGAAUCGUUGUGGAUUUUGACCAUCGCAGCUUCAUUUCAAGUGUUAGAGAAGUUUCAUCCAAAGAUGAGGGCUUAAUUUCUCUAAGAAACAGAAUUAUAAGUGACAUUUCCUCUCAAACAGUGGUUGGAAACGAUAUUUCUGCUUUCAGAAGAACAGUUAGUGAAAACCGUGCUCUGGUAAUCCUGGAUGAUGUGGAUGAUGUGAAGCAGCUCGAUACUCUAAUUGGCAAAAGAGAAUGGUUCCAUGAGGGAAGCCGUAUAUUAGUCACAUCAAGGGAUACGCGAGCUCUGCCUGAGACUCAUGUUAAUGUCUUGUACGAAGUUCAAAUAUUGGAUGACUCUGAGUCGCUAGAACUAUUCUGUUACCAUGCAAUGCGAAGAAAGAAACCUGCAGGCGAAACUUUCUUGAAAUUGUCGAAGGAAAUAGUGUCUCUAACACGAAGAUUGCCUUUAGCUCUGGAAGUGCUUGGUUCAAUGUUGUUUCGUAAGAGAAGGGAAAAAAAGGAAUGGGUUGAUGCUGAGGAGAAACUGAAGGUAAUUCGACCUUGGAAUCUUCAGGAAGUGCUGAGGAUCAGUUAUGAGGGGUUAGAUGAGCAAGAGAAAUGCAUCUUCCUUGACAUUGCUUGUCUGUUCGUUCCGAUGAGGAUGAAGCGAGAAGAUGUUAUUGAUGUACUAAGAGGCUGUAGAUAUGGGGGAGAGAUAGCAAUCACAGAUCUCACAGAAAAAUGCUUGAUCAAAAUCAGAGAGGACGAAACCAUUUGGAUGCAUGAUGAAAUUAGAGAUAUGGGACGGCAAAUUGAUGUGGAAGAAAACCUCGUUGAGCCGGGUAUGCCUGGUCGAUUGUGGGAUCGAUCUGAAAUUCUAGCUGUUUUGAGGAAUAUGAAGGGAUCUAGUAGUAUUCGAGGGAUGGUGCUAGACUUCGAGGAAAGAUCUACUAAAGACAACGAACAAGCAAUUUCUUGUUGCAACCUUAAAUCUGGUUCCAGUUUCGUGAAUGCCCUGUCAUUCCUUAAACAGAUUCACGGGAAAUAUUUUCAACGAGUUGAGAGGGACAAAGAGGUCACAGUGCUUCGAACCAAGCCCUUUGAAUCCAUGGUGAACUUGGUGCUGCUUCAGAUCAAUAAUUUGAGGUUGGAAGGGAAGUUUAAAUCUUUCCCUGCAGAAUUGAAGUGGCUGCAAUGGCAAGGAUGCCCUUUAAAGUGCAUGCCUUCUGAUUUUUGGCCCCAAGAAUUGGCUGUCCUUGAUCUCGCACACAGCUAUAUUGAGAAUUUGUGGAAUCGGAAGGGAUACAAGGUGCCCAAGAACCUCAUGGUCAUGAACCUCUCCUAUUGCUAUCACCUGGAGGCUCUUCCUGAUUUGUCUGGCUGUAGAUGUUUAGAGAAGAUUGUUCUAGUGAAUUGCAUUAAACUAAGAAGGAUUCACGACUCAGUUGGCGGUCUGAGCACACUUCGUCAUUUGAAUAUGACUCGUUGUACUGAACUUAGUGAGCUACCCAAUGAUUUAUCUGGGCUGAAAAAUCUUGAGAGCCUGUGUCUCUCCGAUUGCUGCAAGUUAAAAUCGUUACCAAGGAACAUAGCCAACUGGAAAUCUCUAAGAAAACUUCUUGCUAAUGGCACGGCUUUAGCAGAGCUGCCUGAGACUUUUUUUCACCUUGAGAAACUUGAAAUUCUUAUUUUAGAUGGUUGCCAAAACUUAAAAAGACUACCCGAUAACAUAGGACUUUUGUGCUCUCUACAAGAGCUGUCUCUCGACAAAUCUGGGUUAGAAGAACUACCCGAAACUGUCGGGCAUUUGAAAAAACUAGAGAAGCUUGGUUUGAUGCAUUGCUAUUCUCUCACUAAGAUUCCUGAUUCUGUUGGAAACCUCGUUUCGCUUUCAGAACUUAUGCUUUCUGGAAGUGCUAUUAGAGAGCUUCCUUCUUCCAUUGAAUCAUUGUCUUAUCUAAACGAACUCUCUGUAGGAUAUUGUAAGUCUCUGAAAAAGUUGCCUGAGUCUAUUAAGCAUUUGGCUUCCGUUAUUGAGCUUCAGCUAGAUGGGACAGCGAUCACCUAUUUGCCAGAUGAAAUUGGCGAUAUGAAAUUGCUAAGAAAGCUUGAAAUGAGGAAUUGCCAGAUGAGAUCUCUACCUGAAUCGAUUGGACGCCUCGCAGCUCUUACAACCUUGGACAUUUCCAAUGGAAACAUCGAAGAAUUGCCAGACUCCAUCAAAGAGAUGAAAAAUCUUGUUCAUUUGACGUUGGACAAAUGCAUAAUGCUCAGAAAGCUUCCUGAUUCUAUAGGAUCUUUGAAGUCCUUGCGUCAUCUUGGGAUGGUGGAAACAGGUCUGACAGAAUUACCUGAAAGCUUUGGUAUGCUUACCAGCUUACAAACAUUGAAAAUGGCCAAUAAGUCUGAAAAUAACUUGCUUCACGAUUCUUCUGUAAUCUCAUCUUUUUUCUGCAAUAUGAUAUUUCUGAAUGAUCUGGACGCUCGUUGUUGGAGAAUAUCUGGAAAAAUUCCUGAUGAUUUUGAGAAGUUGAAGUCUUUGGAGACUUUGAAUCUAAGCCAAAACAAAUUUCACAGCCUUCCUUCCAGUUUGGCCGGCCUUUCGAUUCUGAAAAAGCUCCAUCUUCAAAACUGCAUCGAGCUGGUUUCUCUCCCUGCUCUUCCCUCAAGCUUGAUAGAGCUGAAUGCUGCAAACUGCUGUACCUUACAAAGCAUUCCCGACCUUUCAAAUUUAACAAGUCUUAAGGAUCUAAACCUCACGAAUUGUGUAAAAGUGGUGGAUAUUCCAGGUCUUGAACGGUUGGUGUCUUUGAGGAGUUUGUACUUGGGUGGGUGCAUUGCAUGCUCCUUCCCAAUCCGCAAGAGAUUUUCUAAGGUUACAAUGAGGAAUUUAAGGAACUUGAGCAUGCCAGGAACCAGAUUACCCAAAUGGUUUUCAGGACAAGCUGUAAGCUUUUCGAAGCCCAAGAACCGUGAACUAACAGGUGCAAUUAUGGGUAUCAUUCUUUCUAUCAACCAUGAAACACCGAGUGAACUGCCAGUUGAACUUUCCGGAGUAGUUGAUAUCAAAGCAAAUGUCCUCAGACUGGGCAAAAACAUAUAUAGUUCAGUGUUAGACUUGCAUGGGUUGCCAAGAACGAAUGAUGAACACUUGUACCUUUGUAGAUUCCCAGACUACCAUCCACUCAUCUCUCGCUUGCGAGAUGGGGACACAUUUUGUGUGACGAAGAAAAACCAACCUAUGGAUGAGAGAUUGGAGUUGAAAAAAUGGGCGUUUCAUCUGAUGUUUGAAGGGGAUGACGAUUAUGAUGGAGAUGAAGAAUCUGCGGAUAGAAGCCUACAAUUUGUGUCAGAAAAGCUGGCCAAGUUUUUCAACACUUACGAAGAAGAUGGCCCCAUGGAUGAUGAUAUUGGGAGUGGAGAUGAAGAGUGCCUGAAGGAAGAAAGAGUAUUAUCGUGCUUGAAGCGGAUAACCUCAUGUCUCUAGCAUGGUCUUGUCUUCAUCCCGUCGUAAUUGUAGCCUCUUCAUUUGGUAUGUCUUUCAAAUAUUCUUUUAUCAAGAAAAAGAGGAGGAGGUGGGAAUAAGUAACAGGAGAGAGCUACGUGUCACAAUGCUAAAGCCGCAUUUUUGUUUUUUGAGCCAAAAGCCGCAUUAUUGUUCCAGGUGUUAUGUAGGUUGCCUAAAUUCUUGCCUCUCUUCACUUCUCUUUAUUUUUUUGGGUUAAGAUGUAAA